Molecule: messenger RNA, 890 nt
Organism: Paramecium sonneborni
Lineage: Eukaryota; Ciliophora; Oligohymenophorea; Peniculida; Parameciidae
Source: the annotation of a GenBank genome assembly
AUGUCACAAAAAGUUCCUUCCUAAAUAUCUAUUGGAGUUGGUUGUUAUAGUUCAAAAAGAUUCGAUGAUAAACUUAAGAUGAUGAAUGGUAACUUUAAAAUAACCAGGUUUAAAAUUUAUCUACUUAAUGAUCGAAUUUGCGGAAUUGGAAUUAUUUACUAAAAUUAAGUAAAUGGAAGAAGGAUAAUAUUCACCGAUACAGCUUAGAAUCAAAAGUACACCUUUCUAUGUGAAUUUAACAUACCCUCAAGUAUUCUUUUCCCAUUUAAUAAUAGAUGAUUAUCUAUAAGUUAUUUUUGGCUAUUGCGACGAGAUUCAAAUUAAUUAACUUGGUUUUAUCACAUACUCAGGAAAAUAAGAAAUUUUUGGAAUAGAGAAAGGAAUCAAGUUUGAAUACAUGUUUAUGGGUUAUACUUUUUCUGGUUGUAGUGGUAUUUUUAACUAAAGAGCAAUUGAAACCCUAAGUUUCAUAGUUCAGAAGCUUCCAAAAUAAUAUAUAUUGACUCACGUAAUUAAUAAAAUUACAUAUUUAGCUUCCCUCAUUAUAUAAUAUACUUUAUCAAAACUAUUAACUUGAAGAAAAUAUGGAAUAUUUUGAUUAAAAAGAAAUAAAUUUAGCAGAAUUUCCAGAAUUUCCUAUUGAAAAUGCCUCUGAAAUAAUUAAUUAUCAAUAAAAGGAUAAAAAUUAAAAAUCAAAUGCAAUACAAUAAAUAGGAUAUGGACUUUAAUAUUAAUAAGCAUAUUAUAAUGGGAGACCACAACCAUAAUACUAUAUACCCAAUUCUAAUACACCCGCUCAAAGAAAUCAAAGAAACCAAAAUAGUGAUAGAAACAUUAGAAGAGGAAUAUUUAUAGCAGAGAUACUUUUAAGAUUAGUUUGUGGUCAUUGA